CACGCCACUGAGCGGUGUGUGUCGCGUGCUGUGGCGACCGACGGCAUACUAUAGUGUGUGUGAGAGAUCGGCAUCAUGGGUGUGGAGGGUAAAGACGAGAGUAAACUGGAACAAGGCCUUCACACAAAAGAUGCAGGCCAUCUUCGCAGAGACCGUCGUCACCAGACAUCCUUCUCUGACCUCAGACCGUGUCACCGGUGUGGAGUGCGGGUCUCACACUUUCAGCGGCUCUUGGUGACGUUGGUCGGAGCGGACUGGGUCUUCGUCGUGAUCCUGGGCUUCAUCAUGGCAGUGAUCAGCUUCGUCAUGGAUAUCUUCGUCACACUCUUCACGGACGCGCACAGGUGGAUCUACAAUGUUUCGGACAGUCAUGUUUUCCUCCAGUAUUUCGCGUGGGUCGCUUAUUCUAUGAUCCUCAUGUGUUUCGCGGCAGGAUUCGUGAGCAUAGUAUCGCCUCAGGCUGCUGGGUCAGGUAUUCCUGAGAUGAAGACGACUCUGAGAGGAGUUGUACUGUCGGAGUAUCUGACCUUCAGAACACUGGUGUCCAAAGUCAUCAGUCUGAUCUUUGUGCUUGGAAGUGAAUUACCAGUAGGCAAAGAGGGUCCGUUCGUGCACAUCGGCAGUAUGUGUGCUAUUCUUCUCUGCAAGUUCAUGUCGCUCUUCAGUGGCAUUUAUAAGAACGAGGCCAGAAACAAGGAGAUGCUGACGGUCGGAUGUGCUGUUGGAAUUGGGUGCUGCUUCGCUUCUCCUAUUGGAGGAGUGUUGUUCAGCAUGGAGAUCACCUCAAGGUUUUUUGUCGCCCCAAACUACUGGCGUGGAUUUCUGUCCGCUGUGUUCGGUUCCUUGAUCUUCAGGUUACUGCCCGUGUGGCACGGAGAGGAAGAGACGCUGACGGCUCUAUACGCCACCAAGUACAGGCUGGACCAUCCGUUCGACCUGCAGGAGCUGCCGGCCUUCGCUGCCAUGGGGAUAGUGUGUGGCUUCGGCGGAGCCUUCUUCGUGUUUCUGUACGGAAAGAUCUCUCUGUUUGUGAAGAAGCAGAAAGCCAUGAACAGCUUCCUCAUGAAGAAUGUUUUCUUGUAUUCUGCUUUGGUCUCUGUACUGAUCUCAACGCUCACUUUCCCUCCGGGCUUUGGGCAGUUCAUGGCUGGAAAGCUUACACAAAGGGAAUCCUUAAUUUCAUUUUUUGACAAUCGCACCUGGUCAAAUAAUUGCAUCAUGGCAGACUUCGAUCAUGACGAUCACUUAGCGGCCUGGAAGCAUCCUCAGGCGAACGUCUUCAUCAUCCUCACCAUCUUCGUCUUAAUGAAGUUCUGGAUGUCUGCGCUUUCCAUAACCCUUCCUAUACCGUGUGGUUCCUUCGUGCCCAUAUUCGUCAUUGGUGCUGGGUUUGGCCGUUUGGUGGGUGAAGGAAUGGCCACUUUGUUCCCAGAGGGAAUUAACACAGAUGGACACAUAUAUCACAUCGUGCCCGGAGCGUACGCUGUCGUGGGAGCGGCAGCGCUGACGGCAGGAGUCACACACACGCUGUCGACGGGCGUGAUCAUGAUGGAGUUGACGGGUCAGAUUGGCCACACUCUGCCCAUCUUGAUCUCGGUGAUUCUGGCCAACAUGGUCUCUCAGAGUCUCCAGCCGUCCAUUUACGACACGGUGAUCCGCAUUAAGAAGCUGCCGUACCUGCCCCUGCUCCGAUGGGGACGCCGCGAGAAGUGUAAUAUUCAUGUGGAAGACUUUAUGGAAAGAGAUGUUCGUUAUGUCUCACUGAACUCCACCUACAGAGAUAUUAACAGGAUCCUGCGCUCAGUAAAUCUGAAAAUGCUGCCUGUGGUGAAGUCUGAAGAGUCGAUGCUCUUGCUGGGUUCUGUCGAGCGCGCUCAGUUGCUGGCGCUCCUAAAGCAGCGAGUGCAGGACCAGCGUGGAGGACUUGCUCCCAGCUUGCCUUGCAGCUACAGGGUUCACUUCCAGACGUCCACAGAAGAGUCUCCAUCCACCUCGGCUCAUGCAGACUCCUCUAAACCUCUGAAGCCUGUCCUGAAGAAGUCGGCUGUAGAUGAAGAAGAGAUUACGAAUCCGUAUGAUUCUGGCAUGAGUUUGAAGAAGCUGUGCUGUUCUCGGCCUGACAUUGAUGCACUGCAGGACUACCCAGAGGCAGAAGAUGAUGCAAUACUUCAGGAGAUUGAGGAGUGGGAGGAGCCACAGCUUGACGAACAGGUGAACUUCAACAACUGCAAGAUUGACCCCGCCCCCUUCCAGCUGGUGGAAGGCACUUCACUGCACAAGACUCACACUAUGUUUUCUGUGUUGAAUCUGGACUACGCUUAUGUCACCAGUAUCGGGCGACUGAUUGGUGUUGUUUCACUGAAAGAGCUGCGUAAAGCCAUCGAAAGCUAUCUUCCAGCGGACGGCGUGCGGUUACGACCCAUUCUGGCCAGUUUCAGAGACCGAGGCUUCAGAGGAGCCCCGAUCGAAACCGCUGAGCUCCACAAACUACUGGACCAUCAGGCCAGCUAGAACACCAGAACACAUGAGAACGAGGUUUUCAUCUUUCUGCCCUCGUUUCCUGCACUAUUACAUUCCCAGAGACGUCCUCAGUGGUGGAAACCCACGUAAAUACUGUUUUUAUUUGAGUCUGUAUUAUUUAUAAUUAGCAAUAGAAGUCAAUGGAAACAUGUUUGUUGCAGCAACACUUUUUCUGAUGUUCCGUCUUUUCUUUGAAUAUUAUUGGUCCCUCUCUCUAUAAAGACCAGUUUGGUUUAAAAAUGUUUGUGGGAGAUUUGAUCGUCAUUUGAAGCCAAACCACUUUCGAGGUGAAAGUGCAUUUAAUUAGAACACGACAGAAAAAUAAUUAAAUAAAAAUAAAGUCCAAUAAUAACAACAAUGUUGGGGGGGAAAUUGUACUUUUUAUUGAAACCCUUUUUCAUUUUAUCUUAUACUUUUUUUGUUUUCACUAAUAUACAGCUUGUGUGUUUUCACUAUCAUCAUGACGUCCUUUCUUUCGAGGUUUAUUGGUGCUAAAUGUGUUUGUUGAAUGUAUAAUUGUUUGUUUUUUAAUUACGACAUUUUUAACAGACUCAACCCUUAAUCCAUUUGUGAGAUUUGUAUCUAAAGCAAACUUUUAAAGAGACCAUGACAUAAGAAAUCAAAUUUGCCUUGGUUUUAUGACAAAUAAGAGGUGUUCAUACUAUUAAAACGUUCAGAGCUUAAAACGUCAUCAUUGUUAUAAACAAAGCUUUAAUUGAAUCAAGUUCCAAAAACGGCUCGUUUUGAAAUAAGCAGCGACUGCCAUUGAGUCUGACAGAGGCUGAUCCACAAGCCAUCAGAAUUAAUGCUUUGUCUGUAAAUAACGGUUUUAUAUGAAUAAUGUUUUCAAUGCGAGUUUCCUGUGCAGUGAUGUUUGCCAAAAAUAAGUGUCCGUCCGUUUACUGACGAGCCUUAAAGGAGCCGCACCUUUAAAACGGUCAUUUCAGACAAAGACUCAGAAAUAGGGUUUUAAAAAAAUUUUUUUGUGUGUAAAAAACUUCAUUAACAUAAGUGAACCUCAAAGAUCAUGUAAAAAAAUGAAAAUCCAUGUCAUAACCUCUUUAAAACUUUACAAAGGUUGUUAAUUUACUCUUACAUUUUAACUUGUUACUCACCAUGAAAAUAUCCAAGAUUCAAACACCAACCAACCGAGCAACUAUUUAAUUAGGUCUACAUGUUAAGUGGUGAAAGGAUGCAUGUCCACACCUUUACCCGUCUGGUUCAGCAUUACUGUGUGUAAGUGCAGAAACACACUCUACGCUUGUGUAUUAUGUUUUGUGUGUUUCAGGCCAACGGAUGCAUGAAACCAAAAGUGAAUAAAACGAUCUGAGAAAAUAAACUCUGA
This is a messenger RNA of Pimephales promelas (fathead minnow), 3865 nucleotides long. RefSeq names its product chloride voltage-gated channel 2c (gene clcn2c). Gene Ontology annotation, biological process: transmembrane transport; chloride transport. The record is from RefSeq and is a predicted model, not a curated record. Gene Ontology annotation, cellular component: plasma membrane. Lineage: Eukaryota; Metazoa; Chordata; Actinopteri; Cypriniformes; Leuciscidae. Gene Ontology annotation, molecular function: voltage-gated chloride channel activity.